Eutrema salsugineum is the source of this 555-nucleotide messenger RNA. Its product is annotated as 40S ribosomal protein S21-2. Gene Ontology annotation, cellular component: cytosolic small ribosomal subunit; ribosome. Gene Ontology annotation, molecular function: structural constituent of ribosome. Gene Ontology annotation, biological process: translation; endonucleolytic cleavage in ITS1 to separate SSU-rRNA from 5.8S rRNA and LSU-rRNA from tricistronic rRNA transcript (SSU-rRNA, 5.8S rRNA, LSU-rRNA); endonucleolytic cleavage to generate mature 3'-end of SSU-rRNA from (SSU-rRNA, 5.8S rRNA, LSU-rRNA). The record is from RefSeq and is a predicted model, not a curated record. NCBI's taxonomy places the organism in Eukaryota, Viridiplantae, Streptophyta, Magnoliopsida, Brassicales, Brassicaceae. The transcript is spliced from 4 exons. Bases 126 to 371 code for a protein of 81 amino acids.
GUUUUUUCGAAGUAUAAAUUUUUUGGCUUCUCCGUCUUUUCGUUUCUCUUCCCUUGCCGCACUUGCUUUGCUUCUCCUCGGUCUUUGGAUUUAGAUUCGUCUACUCUUCAAGCUAAAUCUUCACGAUGCAAAACGAAGAGGGUCAGAUCACAGAGUUGUACAUUCCUAGGAAAUGCUCCGCUACUAACCGGUUGAUUACAUCUAAGGAUCAUGCCUCUGUGCAGCUUAACAUUGGUCAUUUAGAUGCCGAUGGGAUCUACACCGGACAAUUCACCACUUUUGCUCUCUGCGGGUUUGUUCGUGCCCAGGGAGAUGCGGACAGUGGCGUAGACAGGCUGUGGCAGAAGAAGAAGGUCGAAGCUAAACAAUAAGAGCUGAAGCUGUCUAUUUUGUUUGUUUUUUUUUUGUCGGUAUUUUCUGAUUGGAACCCAAAAAAUAUCUUGAAGUGAUGAUUAAUGCUUGAGUCUUGGUUUUACAUCCUCAUGUUCUAAAUUUCGAUUCAAAUUGAAUAAUCAUACUCCCUUUCUUUCAAAUUGAAUAUUAAUUCAUCUAAAA